AGCUUUAAUUGCUAAUCACGUCUGGACAAACACUUUAUUUCUCAUUUUCGCGUAUUUAUUUAUAUUUUUAAGUGUCCGUUUGGACUGUGCAGGACCACAAUGCAUCUCAACACUGCGUGUUUCCUUUAUUUACUGCUCGGUGUGUGUGGUGCACACAGUGACCGCUCUGAGCUGGUGUCAGUCUCUGUGGGGGAUUCGGUGACUCUCCGCACCGGUGUGAGCGUGCGCAUUAAUGAUCGUGUGCUCUGGAGAUUUGGGCCUGACAGUGCAGAUCCUCCCAUCGCUGAGAUCCUCCGCCGGUCCUACAUGCUGUCUAUGCACGCCGGAGCACAGGAGCGCUUUCAGGACCGACUGCAGCUGGACCAGCACAGCGGAUCUCUGACCAUACACAACUGCACAUCCCAACACUCGGGACUCUACAAGCUGACCGUCAGCAGCAGCAGGAGCACCUUCAACAAGAGCUUCAGUCUCAGAGUCUACGCUCCUCUCUCCGUCCCCGUCAUCAGGAGUGUGUCGCUGUCCAGCAGAUCUGCAGGUCAGAAGUGUGUGUUGGUGUGUUCGCUGAGGAACUCCUCGUGGGCGACGCUGUCCUUCUACAGCAGCAGCGGAGUGUUACUGUCCAGCGUCUCACACACACACGCCAGCAACAACUCGGACCACAGCAGCCUCUCAUUACCACUGCAGAUCCAGCCGCAGGAGGAGAAAACAUACAGCUGUGUGGCCAACAACAGCAUCAGCACACACACCACACACUUCAACAGCACUGACCACUGCCACACACACACAGAGCCAUCUCUGCUGUACUGGCUGCUGCUGCUGCUGCUGAUUCCUGCUGCUGUCGCUGUGAUGCUGCUGAUAGUGUGUGUGUGCAGAAAACACAGACAAGCAGAGACGCAGACAGCUGGUGAAAGUGUGUAGCGGUGCAGAAACUGAGGAUCAUGUACAGAAGAUAUCCCGCACUGAUGAAGAGACUCUUAUCAUGAAAGACCGAUGAUGAACUGUGAUUUUACUGUUAUUUAAUGUUCAGUCUGUUCACGUGUUCUAUGUCCAUCAUUCAGACAUGAUAACCGAGAGAGAUGCAGAUUAUGCUCUUAAUCCUGCUUUAAAUGGGAUUAUCUUCAUCACUGAUUAUUGAAGAGUAAAACAGUGUGAUUCAUACAAUUGUUGAAAAGAGAAACUUGUUUUUUUAUUAUUUAAACCUAUCGGUCCUUCCUUUUGUAAAUGUGUUUUAUUAUGAUUAUGA
Messenger RNA from Danio aesculapii, 1243 nucleotides. RefSeq lists its product as uncharacterized. The transcript is spliced from 5 exons. Bases 100 to 918 code for a protein of 272 amino acids. The record is from RefSeq and is a predicted model, not a curated record. NCBI's taxonomy places the organism in Eukaryota, Metazoa, Chordata, Actinopteri, Cypriniformes, Danionidae.